UGUUCUUUGGAUUAGUCCAAGGUCAAUGCCAUUGAAUACUGCACUAAGCAACCAAUUUGCAGAUUAAGAAAUUCAGACGACCCAAUUCUCGAGUUUCUUUCAAUCUUGUCUCCUUUCUUUCAGAUCUAAAAUCCCCUGCCGGCUUCCGAUCCGAUCGCAUACUCAUGGGAUUGGUCGGCGUCCAAGAAAAUGGGGCCGGAGAUUUGGGAUUCCCGGGCGUUUCAUUGGGCGCGAAGAACAAGUACAAGAGAAUGGAUUCUGAGCUCAAUGAGGAUCUCGAUGACCAUCAUCAUCAAGGCGAUGCGAGUUCCAGUGCGAGGAAAUAUGUAUAUGCCUGUGCUGUUUUCGCUUCUCUCAACUCUGUUCUUCUCGGAUACGACGUCGGUGUGAUGAGUGGGGCGAUUAUCUUCAUUCAGGAAGAUUUAAAGAUAACUGAGGUACAGGAAGAAGUUCUUGUUGGGAUUUUGAGCAUUCUUUCCCUUCUGGGAAGCUUAGCCGGUGGUAAAACAUCUGAUGCCAUUGGAAGAAAAUGGACAAUGGCCUUGGCUGCUCUUGUCUUCCAAAUUGGUGCAGCUAUUAUGACACUGGCACCUACCUUUCAAGUGUUGCUGAUCGGCAGAAUAUUGGCUGGAGUUGGAAUUGGGUUGGGCGUUAUGAUUGCUCCUGUUUACAUUGCAGAGAUUUCCCCCACCAUUUCUAGAGGCUCACUCACUUCCUUCCCUGAGAUCUUCAUAAACCUUGGCAUUUUACUUGGCUAUGUCUCCAAUUUUGCUUUCUCUGGUCUACCUGCCCACACAAACUGGAGACUCAUGCUUGCUGUGGGCAUUCUUCCCUCAAUCUUCAUUGGAUUUGCACUCUUCAUCAUCCCUGAGUCUCCCAGAUGGUUGGUGCUGAAAAAUCGAGUCGACGAUGCGAGAUCCGUGCUUCUGAAAACCAUGGACAAUGAGAAGGAGGUGGAAGAAAGAUUGGCAGAAAUCCAACUAGCUGCUGGAAUUUCCAGUGCUGAAAAGUAUGAAGAAAAGGCUGUUUGGAGAGAGUUCUUGAACCCUUCUCCUGCACUUAAACGAAUGCUAAUCACUGGCUUUGGAAUCCAAUGUUUCCAACAGAUCACCGGCAUCGACGCAACCGUAUAUUACAGCCCCGAGAUCUUCAAAGAAGCUGGAAUCCAUGGUAACUCCAAGCUGCUUGCAGCAACCGUGGCAGUCGGACUUGCAAAGACAGGUUUCAUAGUGGUUGCCAUUGUUCUUAUUGACAAGCUAGGUAGAAAGCCAUUGCUGUAUCUGAGCACAAUUGGAAUGACUGUUUGCUUGUUCUGCUUGGGCUUUACGCUCACUUUCCUUGGGAAUGGGACAGUUGGUGUUGGCUUAGCCAUUUUUUGGGUGUGUGGGAAUGUGGCCUUCUUUUCAGUGGGGAUUGGCCCUGUGUGUUGGGUUUUGACGUCUGAAAUCUUCCCAUUGAAGCUGCGAGCCCAAGCAGCCGCGCUUGGAGCUGUGGGCAACAGGGUUUCUAGUGGGAUUGUGGCCAUGUCUUUCUUGUCAGUUUCUCGAGCAAUCACUGUUGGUGGAACAUUCUUCAUCUUCUCCUUCAUAUCUUCUCUGUCAGUUGCCUUUGUUUACAAGUUCGUUCCAGAAACCAAGGGGAAAUCUUUGGAACAAAUAGAAUCAUUGUUUCAAAACGAUAUUGGUUGGAGAGAACCUGAAGUGGAACUUGGAGAUGUGGAGCAACUUGUUGAUAAGAAUGAACAAAAAUGAGCUAAUACCAUUCCCUUCUCGACCAUGCAAACGCUUGAAACUCGAGUGGCCCCUGCACACCACCAUGGCUAGCUGCGGCUCUCUCACAAGGAUCACCACAACUCCUCUCUAAUAUUGCUUUUUUCAGGGAAGAACAGAUGGAGAUUUGGCUGUAUGAGAAAGGUUCUUUCCUUGAUCUCUACUUACUAUCCGAGUAAAUUUUUUAAAAAUAAUUUCAUUGAAUAUCAUUACAUAGAUUGAGUGUGCCACGGAUGCAAAUAUCGACCUUCCGUGCACGUGAAUCUGUGCAUGGAAGUCUCCUUGCACACGUGUAGGCUCGUGUAAAGCGCAUGAAUUUCGUAUCGUUGUAAUACUCCAUGUAUACUCGUGAUUUAGAUAAAGAUUUGGAAUUCGAAUUCGACA
Messenger RNA from Cucurbita pepo subsp. pepo (vegetable marrow), 2153 nucleotides. RefSeq names its product Major facilitator superfamily protein. Gene Ontology annotation, cellular component: membrane. Gene Ontology annotation, biological process: transmembrane transport. Lineage: Eukaryota; Viridiplantae; Streptophyta; Magnoliopsida; Cucurbitales; Cucurbitaceae. The record is from RefSeq and is a predicted model, not a curated record. Gene Ontology annotation, molecular function: transmembrane transporter activity.